Messenger RNA from Lactuca virosa, 447 nucleotides. The record is from the annotation of a GenBank genome assembly. Lineage: Eukaryota; Viridiplantae; Streptophyta; Magnoliopsida; Asterales; Asteraceae.
AUGCAUUUAGGUCCUGUAAAGAGCGCACUUGAUUUGUCUGAAGACAAAUGGGAAACAACAUUUAGAACAAAUCUUACAGGAUCAUGGUUGGUGUCGAAGUAUGUUUCUCGUCAAAUGAUUUCUUUCAAUCAAAGAGGAUCCAUAAUCAACAUGUCUUCUAUUUCGGGUGUUAAUUGUACUCAUUCUCCCGGAAGUGUCGCAUAUGCUUGUUCUAAAUCAGCUUUUAAUACCAUGACACAGGUGAUGUCUAUGGAACUUGCGAACCACAAAAUAAGGGUAAACUCAAUAUGUCAUGGCAUUUUUAAAUCUGAGAUUACGGAGAUGCUCAUACAAAAGAAAUGGUUAAAGAAUGUGGUGUCAAAGACUGUACCAUUAAGAGAAUAUGGCACUACCGAUCCCGCUUUGACCUCGAUGGUUAGAUACCUAAUGCAUGACUCAUCAAACUAA